CACAAAACAAAUUCACCACCGCUCCUCGACCUCCAUCCGCUCGCAGCUCGAACCAAGGAGAGAUCUGUCCGCCAUGUCUGGGCGCGGCAAGGGAGGCAAGGGGCUUGGCAAGGGCGGCGCCAAGCGCCACCGGAAGGUGCUGCGCGACAACAUCCAGGGCAUCACCAAGCCGGCCAUCCGCCGUCUGGCUCGCCGUGGAGGCGUGAAGCGCAUCUCGGGGCUCAUCUACGAGGAGACCCGCGGCGUGCUCAAGAUCUUCCUCGAGAACGUCAUCCGCGACGCCGUCACCUACACCGAGCACGCCCGCCGCAAGACCGUCACCGCCAUGGACGUCGUCUACGCCCUCAAGCGCCAGGGACGCACCCUCUACGGCUUCGGCGGCUAGGCUCUUCCUCGCCCCCCCUGCAGGUCCCAAAAGCUUUAUAGAACAGCGACUUGUUCAGUUCUCUAUUUGCUCUGUAGUUCGAACUGAAUCGUGGAACAAAGUUGUUCGCAUGUGUUGCUGGAAAUGGAACCUGUCUCUGUGAAA
Messenger RNA from Triticum aestivum (bread wheat), 529 nucleotides. Its product is annotated as histone H4. Gene Ontology annotation, cellular component: nucleosome. Bases 74 to 385 code for a protein of 103 amino acids. Gene Ontology annotation, molecular function: structural constituent of chromatin; protein heterodimerization activity; DNA binding. NCBI's taxonomy places the organism in Eukaryota, Viridiplantae, Streptophyta, Magnoliopsida, Poales, Poaceae. The transcript has a single exon. The record is from RefSeq and is a predicted model, not a curated record.